AAUACCCAAAGAAAUAUUUAAUAAAAAGAAGAGAAGAAAAAUCAGCAAGUAUAAGUUCAUCAAUAGAAGAAACAAAACCAGAAGCCAGAUUCAAAUAUCGUAAUUUUGGUACUCAGACAAAUAACAAACCUAUUACGGAAGAUAAUGAAAACGAUAUUAUUGAUAACAACUCUAAAUCAGACUCUCUUUAUCCAUCAUUUUCUUCAAACACUAGUUAUUACUCUCUCCCAGAACUUCAUGGAAAACCACAGUUUUCUUUCCACAAUGAAUCAACAAAUUCUUCUGGCCUCAGCGAAGACAAAACAGAAUAUGAAAAUUUGUUAAAAAGAUAUAAAAAACUUAUAACAUAUAAAAGCAAUUUAGAUAGAAAUACAGGAAUAGUGCAAGAAGAUAUGAAAAAAGAACUAUUCGUAGAUGAUUCUGACAAGGAAAAACAAACAUCUAACUUUGUUGAUGUUAAAAAUGAGAAAACUGAUCUUCUAAAUGAUCAGAAUAAUCAAGAAAUAGAAUUUAGUCUUCUAAGUAAUCUUAGUACUUCAAAUGAAAAUUCAGUCCUUAAACAAUUAAUGUAUUAUGAAGUUAUUGAAAACAAUAAUGUGGAAAAGAAUGAAAUUCAAACAGAAGAUGAAAAAAAAUUGAAGAAUUUGAUUGAACAAGUAGAUGAAAAAUCAAAACAAAUAAAAGCAGAUUUUCCAGGUGAUAAAAAAUUGAUUUCAAAUAAUUAUAUGCAAAUUGCUGAGAAAAUUACAGCUGAAAUGUCUGAAAUCGUCUUGCUUAAUAGAAAAGAGAAUCAUUUCAAGGAGAAUAAUAUAAACAAGUUGGAAUUAUUGGUUUACGAAAAUGAAGAUGCUUCUAAAAAGUCUGAAAACAUUUCUGCAUCAAAAAAUAAGUUUAAAAAAAUAUCUUACUCAUCAAAGAUGGGCUCUUCCACUGAUUUGAAAAAUGGAGAAACUGCUAAGCAAAAGUUAUUUGUUCAUAUGAAUUCUUGCCCACAUAAAGAUGAAUAUGCGUUAUCUACUGAAAAUUAUGACAAGAAAUCAAAACAAGGAGGAAUGUCAAAUUCUUCAAAUUUUUUCAAGAAUAAGUCUAUAGUACAGAAAUUAACUAAAUCAGUGGAUUCCAUGGAAAUUUUAAAAUCAAAUAAUAAUGAAAUUAAAGCAAGCAUAGAAAAUUAUACUCUUAGAAAAAAUUUUCUAUGUGAAAAAUUUCUAAAUAAGAUAAUUUAUAGAAAACUGAAGAAGAAUAAUUAUAAUGAAAGCAUAACUAAUAUCAAAACCAGAAGUAGAUUAGAAAAAAACAAUACAAAUUCAAAGUUUGAAUUAAUUUCACAAAAAUCAUCUAAAGAAAUUGGUGUUGCUAAUUCAAAAAUUACCAGUAUGGAUAAUUACACCAAAAUUUUUGCUAAGAAAAUUAAUGGAAAUGUCAUUUAUCCUGAUGGAAUUGAACAACUUUUUAAUUGUGAAAAUAAUAUUAAAGCAAGAGGAAGAAAAAUGUAUAAUAAACAUCUUCACUUAGAUGGAACUGAAAAGAUUACUAUGAUUAUCACUCAUUCAAAUAAAAUUGAGCAGAAUAAUAUCAUAAUUAUACAUCCUGAUGUUAACUAUUUUAUUAAUGGUAAGAAUAUUCUUCCUGAUGUAAUGAUUCAAGCAGUAGGUAUGCUACAUCAUGCAAGUGAACAUAGUUUUCUAAAAGUAACAAAUAUUAAAAAUAAAGAAAAUAUACAGAAUUUUAAGAUACUAAUAUUGAAUAUAUCAAAAAGAAGAUUUUUAGGUAAUAAAAAUAUUAUUAUUAUUAAUCAGUCUCAUCAAAAUAUAAAUAUGGGACUUGUUGAAAUUGAACCAUUAUUAAACCAUAGAAAACAACAAAUCUGUAUAUAUAAAUCUGGAAGACUACAUAACAUACUAAUAAAACAAGAAUUCAAAAUAAUUCAAAAUACAUAUAUACAAAACUUUAAAAUUAAUUAUUUGUUUAUUAUUGAAACAUUAAUUGAAAUCCAUAAGAGCUUACAAAUAUAUUAUAAAAUGCAAUCAUUUCAAAUUAAUAUUCCAAUUUCUUCUUUUGAAAAGCAGCAAUUGGAAUCAUUAAAUUUUAUACAAAAAGAUUUAUUAGUUCAGAACAUACAGUUUCAUCAAGAAUUAUGUUUAUUUAACCAAUUACAUAAAAUCAAAAUCCCUGAUUCAAACACAAUAUUAGUUAUACAUAGAUUUCAAAAUAAUGCACAAUUUUAUAAAACAGUUUUUGUAAAAACAUUAAUUGAAAUUCAAAAUUCAGUUAAAUUGAACUAUUCGAUAAUUUUCAGUUCUCUAAAUACAAAAUUAACAGAAUCAAAAAAAUAUUUAAAUUUUUUAACAAUAAAUCCAUUGAUUUUCUGUCCACCAUUGAGAAUUAGAGGAGGAGCAGAUACACAAGAUUUAUCUGAUUCAUCACAUCAAAUAUCAACAACAUCUGCAUCACAUCAAAUAUCAACAUCAUUGUCUACAUCACAAAAUCAAAAUCUCUCAUCAGUUACUACUAACAGUUCUAUGAAACCUUUACAAUUAAUUAAUACACCUAUAAAUCCUGUGUCAACCGCUAAAUCAUGUUUUAUUCCUGAAAUUCCAAAUUAUUCAAUAUCUAAUGCUUUUCCAUUAGAUAUGUCACAAGUUUCCUAUAUGAAUCAAUUACCAAAUUCACCUUUUGUAACUCCUAUAUUACAUCUAGCACUUUCAGUUGGUAAUACUUAUCCUGUUUUGCAACAACCAAACACAUCAUCUGUUCAUCCAGAAGCUACUAUUGUUGUGGAAGAGACACCUAAAAAUGGUAAUUUAUCAAUGUCUGCACUCAAAGAUACAACAAAGCCUUUAAUUGAAUCUUUUGAUAAUUCAUCUUCAUUACAAAAACCAAAUUCUGUGAUGACAGGUAGUCUAGCUCUAGAUAAAAAUCUUGGCGAUUCUCCUGUAAUUAGAUCUGAGUCUCUAGCCAUUAAAGACACUUCUAUAACACAGCAUUCUCAUGUAGAAUCCUCAGUUCCAUCUAGAGUAAACAAAACUUAUCCAACAGUAGAAAAACAAAAAUUUGAUACAAUUCAACAUAAAGCAAUUCCAUCUGGAUCUAUGAUUACAAAUAGUAAUGAUACAAGUACAAACAUAAAUUUAUCUACAGGUAUAGAUUUGUACAAACAACAGAAUAAUGCAGAAUCUCCUCAACAAAUUAACAAGACUUCAUCUACAUCAGGAAGAACAUUUGCAGCAUUAAUAGAAUAUCAGGAUGAUGUAGGCUCAAAUUCUGCAAAUCUGUCAUCAGAUAUUAAUAAAAUGCAUUUUCCCAAAGAAAAUCUUCAAUUAGAUAAAACUCUCUCUAAAGAUAUGGAAUUUGAGUUUUAUAAAAUAGCAGAUAAAGAAAACUACAUUUCUUCAGCUUUAAAAACUUCAGAUCAUUCUAAACAAUCUGCAUAUGAAUUCUCAAGAUUAUGUUCCUCAAAAGUUAAAAAAGAAUGUUCACCUCUGUCUGUAGGAGAAAUAAAUCAAAGUAAACAAAAUCUUUUUAAAAUUACUGGUGAACAUAUCCAUCAAGUUUCAAAAGAAUAUCCAUAUUUAGCUACAAAAGAUGUAAAUGAAACUGAACAAAUUUCUGAUAAAGUUUAUGGAUUUUAUAAUCAGCAUAUUCCAAAUGAUCAUCUUGCUUUUGUUUGCAAAGAUUUAAGCCAACCUAAACAAAUUGAAACUUCUGAAACUUCUAAAUUAGAUAUUUCAGAACAUUCUCUUUUAUCAUCUCAAGAUUCUGGAAAAAUCCAGCAUAAAUCUUAUAGAUUUGACACUUUGCAUUCAGAAAAACAUUUGCCUCUUGCAAGUAGAAAUUCUCCUGAAAAAGCUGAAUUCACUCCUUCAAAAGUGCAAUCUUCACAUGAUGAGAAAGAUUAUUCCUCUUUAACUGCCAAAAAAACACCUAAAUGUAUGCAUCAUAAACUUUCUAGAAUGCAAGUUCCACAAGAAAGUAGUAGUUCGUCUUUUUCCCCAAGAAAAUAUUCUUUACCUCAACAAGAAUCUACCAAAUACUCCAAAAUACCCCAGCAAAUACCCCAAAAUACAAAGCAACAAAUCUUUUUGUCUCAAGAAAAUUAUCCAGCACAAAUUAAUCAUAAUUUUUCCAGAAUUCAGAGAUCUGAUAUUACAAGAGGAUGCUUAUCAACAAUUCCAAAUGUUUUGCCAGAUCAAGAUCAACAAAAUACUUAUACUGUACAUAAUUCCCAUGAUAGGACACACCAUAAAUUCACUAAUGCAUCACAAAAUAAUGCUACUUCUACUGGUUAUCCUCAGAAUUCCACAAAAAACUUGUCUUAUUUAACUUCUGAUAAAUUAGAUCAAAAUAUUCAUACUUCGUCACAAACUAGCACCUCAUCACAAAUAUCAACUCCAAGAAUUAUUUAUACUGAAUGUUCUAAUCCUUCUUAUAUAAUUUCAUCCACUGAAUCAAAUUGUAUAGAAUUGUCUAAUUAUUCAAAUAUAGUUUUAAAAUUACCUCUCUGUAUUUUUGGACUGAAAAACACUACUGAAGAUGCUCUAUCUCCAUCAGCUGACAUGGCAAAAUCAGAGACUGGUAAUCUUGAAGAACCUGAAUGCAGAUCACGUACAAGUAGGAUUUCAUAUAAUUCUAGAAAAUUGUCAAAAAACGUAGAUAUUAAUAAUGUCAUCCAACCACCAGAGGAAUUUGCAGAUUUACCUCAGUCAACAGGUAUAUAUGAACCACAUACUAGAUUAGAUAAAACAGAAGAAAUGGUUCCUAUUUAUAUCUCACAACCAGAUGAAUUGCCUAAAAUUCUUCCUGAAUCAAUAAUUGAAACAGAUGAAAGGUGUCCCUCAAAUGAGCAACAACUAGAUGUUAAUGAACAGAUAAAAACUAAAUCUGAAGAAACUAUUACAAUAAAACAAAUACACACAUCUGGAUCUAAACAAGUUAGAUUUUCUGAAGACAAGAUCAUGCAGGAACCAGAUUCAGAUUUUUCCACUGAUAUAGCUUAUAGCCUUGAUGAAAAUUUAGCUAUUUUUGAACGCAAUAUGAGAUUUUUAUUUAAUGAAUUGAUAGAUGAUAAAUCAAAUAUAAAUAUUCAAAAAACUUACUCUAAAAUUUUACAAAUGUUAAAAGAGAAAGAGGGAAGAAAAAUUUUAAAUUCUAUUCAUGAUAUAAAUACUUUUAAACAUAUCAUACAACAAGAAAUUUCUAAGGAUUUUGCACAAUCUCAAAAAACUUCUGUUGAUGACCUUUUUAUUUCUGAGGAUAUUGAAGUGGCAAAAGAUGUAUUUUAUCCUGGAAUUGAGGAAGUUAUAGUAACAGACACAAUUGUGGAUAGACCAAGUCAAAAACAUGAAAUCAGCAUUUCUAAAGAGGAAAUAAAAGAUUCUGAUACUAUUGUUAGUCAAAUAGACAAAGUUUCUACAGAACAAAUCAAAAUUGCUGAUUCAAUAAUUGAUAAACCAGAAUACAAAAUUAGAACUUCUUCAGAUAUAGAAAAGGUUUCAGAUACUGCUGUCAGUCAAAAAUACCAAAUUCCUGAAGAAGAAAUCAAAGUAAUAGACUCAGUUGUUGAUAAAGUUAAACAGGAAAAAAUUGAAACUUUCCAAGAUAUUGAAAAAUAUCCUGCUUCUUCUAUUAAUCAAAUACAGCAAAUUCCUUCAGAAAAAAUCAUAGAAGUAGAUAAAAUUGUUGAUAAAUCCAUUGAUAAAUCUCAAAAUUUCAGAAAAAUAAAGAGCUAUUCUGACACUGCUAUUAGUCAAAUAAAUCAUGUUUCUGAAAUGAAGAAAAAAAUAGAGGAUAUAACUACUGAUAAACAAAGAAAACAGGAGAUACAAAUGUUAGAUUUUGAUUCUUUAAGUACAGAUAAAAUAAUUUCUGAUACUAAUGUUAAUCAGGUAUAUCAGAUUCCUGAUGAAAAGAUUACUGAGAUAGAUAUAAUAAUUGAUAAGCAAAUAAAACAUCCAGAUAUUGAUAUGUCUGAAAUCAAAGAUGAGCUAAAAUUCAGAAGUUAUGAUAAAGAUAAGAUUUCCUAUUCAACUGUUAGUCAAAUUCCAGCUUAUCAAAGUAAAGAUGGAAUAAAACAAGAUUCAAAAGUCACUGAUACUGAAGAAAUGCAUAUAUCUGUCACAGAAUCAAUAAAAGAAAGCAUUCAAAUUGAUUCAAGCCUUCAACAGGAAUUGAUUAAGAAAGAAAAUAUUUUGUUUCCAAAACAACCUGAGAUUAAUCAAUUUGAAAAAAUUGAAACUAAAAUAUCAUCAAAACACUCUUCUGACAGCCAUCAACAAUUAGAUAUACCCUCAACUAGCAAAACGACAUUUUCAAGCCAUUCACAUGAUAGUUUAGAACCGUCUCUUGGACUUAAUUUUUCACAUUAUUAUGUAAGAGAAAGCAAAAACCCUUUUCAGUUAAGAGAAAGUGAUAUAGUUUAUGGAAGAUACAGAAAUAUUGAUGUUGGUUCUUUUCCUCCUCCUUCUCCUAAAAUAUCUCAACCAGCAGUAAAUAUAAAUAAAAUACAGUUUUACACCAGAAAAAGUUUAAAUCCAUUUGAAGAUAUGAAAUUCAAAGAUCAGCAAGAUAUUGAUCUUGGCAAUUUUCCUAAAUCUAAAAAUGCUGCAUCAUUUUUGUCUAGAGAUAAUGAUUUUACUUCUGAAGUUGGAAAAGAAAAAAUUGACCUUGGCAUAAUUUCCAAAACACAGUUUACUAGUGAUGCAGUUUGUCAAUUAAAAUCAAAAAUAGACUCUUUUCCUGUGAAUGAAAAAAAAGAAACUGAUUAUAGAGUUUUUCAAAAAAAUCAAGUUACUGAAAAAGAAUCAAUAUACAAUUCUUCUGGAAAAUAUAAACAAGAAAGAGACAGAUUCACUGAAGAAGGAAAUAAAUUAGUCAAAGACUCUAACAUUCCAAUUGUGAUAGGAACAAAAAAUGAAAUCACUGAUAGUAGAGAAAUUAAAUUUUCAAGUGAAAGAACAAAAGAUUUCAAAGCAUGUAUUAGAAAUAUUUUAAUUCAAAAUGCAAGAAAUUCAUUUGCUGAUGAAAAUAAAUCACAAUUAAUCUUGAAUGAAAGAGAGUUAAAUAUAUUAACAAUUAUGCUUACACAAACAAUAAUCAUGAGAUCUGAUACAUUAGAAAAUAGUGAAGACAUUCAGACUUUCUUGAAUAGUUUUACAAAUGUUUAUGUUUUGGUUAAAAAGUUUUUAACUGUAACUUUAAAUCUUCCUAAUGCAUUGGAUGAAGAUUUAUCAUUAGAAGAAUCACAGUUAAAAAUACUUAUAACUUUAUUUGCAAAAUUCAUAACUGAUCAACAAGACGAACAUUUAGAAGAAAAACAAUUUAUUGAUUCUUUUGCUCAAAGUUCUUCUGUUUAUCAAUCUGAUUCAGUUUCUUCUAUUUCAAAAAGUGAAUUAAUGUCUUCAAAACAAAAUGUUAGAAAACUGUUAUCCAUUGCUCGAAAGGUAAUUCAACAUAAUCCUAAAUAUGGACAAAUUAUUUAUAAUAAGGGAGAAACUUAUAAAAAUCAGAUAACAAAAAACUUUGAAAAACAGGAAAGAAUUUCAGAUGAAGCUCUGUUACCAUCUCUAGAGAAUGAGAGACUUUUUUGUAGAUUUGCUGAUUUUCUUCAACAAUUAUUUGAAGCAAGUGAUAGAAAAGAUUAUCUAGAUUCAACUGAUAAAACUAUGACUGAUUUAUUUAUGGAUGUUGUAAGAAUAUUUAUAAAAGAAUUGAAAGAAAAAAGAUUAAAAAUUUCAAAACAUUCUGUUUCAGAAACAGACAUAUCAAAAAUUACUAGUGUACCUGUACAUGAUAUUCAUUCUGAAAGUUUUGAUUCUCAUUGUGGAAAAUCAUUUAGAGGCUACUUAAAUGAGCAAUUUUUAAAAUCUGGGACAAGUGACAUUUAUCAAAGGGAUCAGAAAUUGUAUUUCACCAAAAAAAGAGAAAAAUUAUUAGGAAUUGAAGAUGAAAAUGAAACAUUAGUUUCAUGUAAGAGCAGACAUUUACAAGAACAACCUAAGCAAAACAAAUUGAAAAAGGAAAUUUCUCCCCUAAAUCAAGAUGAAAUGUCAUCAUUUAUUCAUUCCAACAUUAGUCAUAUUUCAAGUGAGCUGAAAGACACAGUAAAUACAAAUGAUGAUAGUUCAAUGAUUAUGAGAUAUUUAUAUGAACAAUUUUUAAAAUCAGAAAGGGGGAAAAAUUAUCAGAAAAAUAAAGAAAAAUAUUUUUCUGGUGAAUUAGCACAAAUUGAAGCUGGGAAAAAAAUUUUGGAUUCAAUUAAUGAUACUUCCUUAAAUGAAAAGCCAAAUCAAAAAAUGAGCAAAACAGAAUGCCCUUCUACAUCUGUAGAAGGGCAACUGAUUGACAAAUCAACUUUGAAAAUAGAAAUGCCAACAGUUAUUAAUCCUGAAUUUGUUGAUAUUGAAAGUUGUCCAAAAGAUAAUCAUGAUAGUUUGGUCAUUAUUGAACAUGUAAAUGAGCAACUUACAACAUCAAAGAAAGAUGAAAGUUAUCGAGGGUAUCAAAGGUUGCAUUUUUCUGAAAAUAAAUCAUCAAAAAUUUCUGAUAUGAAAAAUCUUGCAAAUUCAGACAGACAAGAAGACAAACAAAUGAUUCAGAAAUUAAGUUCUGAAGAAGGACAGGAAAUGAACAAUUCAACAUUGAAAAUGGAAAGAUCUUCAGUUAAUGACUUUAGUGACAUUCAAUUUGAAAAUCAUUUAAAAGACAGUCUUGAUAUCCAACAUGAAGAUUCAAUUAUAACAGGACACAUAAGUGGAAAAAUUAUAAAAUCAAAAACAGGGGAAAUAAGUCAAGAACUUAAUCAAAAAAAUAAAAGGUUGCAUUUUUCUGAAAAUGAACCUUCAAUACUUGUUGAUGAGCAAAAACAUUUAGGUUCAAUAAAUUUUGGAUAUUUAAAUAGUCAACCAAUUCAAAGAAAAAUCAAAAAAGAAAGACCUUCAGCAAAUCAUUAUAAAAUUGAUAAUUCUGGUUUGGAAAAACAAACUUUAAUUCCUGAAACUGAUAGUAUUCAAUUUGAGAGUCAAUUAAAAGACAGCCUGGAUGUUCAUCAUGAUUCUAUUAUAGCUGGUCAUAUAAAUGAUAAGUUUAUAAAACCAAAGAAUACAGAAAUUCAUCAGAAAAGUCAAAGAUUACAUUUUUCUGAUGAUGAACCAUCAAGGAUUAGUAAUUGCCAAAAAUUUCUAGAUUCAUUUAAUUUUGGACAGAAAAGAAUAAUUAGAAAAGAGAGUUCACCUAAAGAAUCAAAAGUUUUCUCUGAAAAUGAAUCAAUUUUUGCUGGAUUGGAUUCACCAAAACAACAGAAACAAAAUUUUGCAAAACAAGAUUCUACUGUAAACAUGGCAGGAAAGAUGAUUGAUAGUCCAGCUACUGAUGUAAAGAUCUCAACAUUUAAAGAUCCUGAAGUUCUUAUAUCUGAAACUUGUUUAAAUGACAGUCUUGAUAUAUACCAAAAAAAUUAUGGACUUCAAUUUCCAGAAAGUGAUUCACUAGUUUAUGCUGAUUCAGUUUCAUAUAAUUUACAACAGAAUACAAUUGUGGAUAAAAAUAUUCAUAUUACAAAAAGUGAGGCUAUAAAAUGUAAAACAGAGUUAAAAUAUCCAAAUAGAUUUACAUUUCUUAGGAGUAGUGUAACUGAAAAACAUAAAUUGAAUCAAAUAAAUCAAAGUGGAAAAGUUGAUAAUCAAAAGUUUUCUGAAACAGAAAGAAAAAAUAGAGCAGAAAAUAUAUUAGAUAAUUGUGAUAUAAAUGACAAGAAAGUUAUUAUAUUGGCGGAUAAAUCAGGAAAUAAAGAUAAAACUAGUUUAAAUCAAACAGACUUAGAAGUACCAAUUACAGCUUCUAGAUGUAAUAAACAAUAUGUGAUAUCAGGUUCUAUUUCUACAUCAAACAAACCAAAGAUGCAAAAACUUUCUGCAAGUGUUUCUUUUGCCACAUUUAAACAUCAAAAUUCUAAAUCUAAAAGUAUGAUGGAGAAAAAUAAGGAUAAAACAGAAAAAUAAUUAGUUUAUAACUAGUUUAAAAAUUAAUUUAUUAAAGAAACAAAAUUUUUAAAUUACAAAAUGUUAAUGAAUAUUCUGUUUUAAAUCAAAAAA
Molecule: messenger RNA, 10088 nt
Organism: Centruroides sculpturatus (bark scorpion)
Lineage: Eukaryota; Metazoa; Arthropoda; Arachnida; Scorpiones; Buthidae
Exons: 4
Coding region: 393-9995 (3200 amino acids)
Source: RefSeq, a predicted model, not a curated record